AUGAACCUCGCGCGCCGGGCAUUGCGCACACCACGCCCUCUUCUAGUUGGGCGGAGAGCGUAUGCGUCUCCAGCGCCUAGGAAACCAACACCGCCAGUGCCAAAGGCUGCACCUCCCAACAAGGAUAAGAAAGAGGCGCCCGUGUACAACUUCAACACGUCGCUUACGUUCGAUGCCGUCGCUGAUCCUGAGGUGGCCAAGUAUCGGAGGGUGACGGCGACGGAGCUGGCCAAUUUCCGCGAGCCGCCGACCAAGGUGCGGAUGCUUGUGCGCGACUUUAUCGACGACAGCUUGUACAAUCCACACUACGGCUACUUUAGCAAGAACGUGUCCAUUUUCACACCUCCCGAUGGGAAGGGGUACGAUUUCCGCUCAUUCCGAGACCAGAACGAGUUCCAGGAACGCGUUGCCGAACGCUACGAGAGCGAGUAUGGCGCCGAAUCUGGGCUCGGACGACAGGUGUGGCACACCCCCACCGAGCUCUUCAAGCCGCACUAUGCGCGUGCCCUCACGGCCGCAAUGGUCAACGCAUACAAGCUCAACCACUACCCCCACGAUUUUGUCAUCUACGAAGUCGGUGCGGGAAACGGGACGUUUAUGAUCGACGCACUCACAUUCUUAAAGGAGGAGUACCCCGAUAUCUUUGCGCGGACAAAGUAUCGUAUCGUGGAGAUUUCGGGGGCGCUCGCCAAGAUCCAGCGGUCGCGGGCGGUGGCGGCCGGGUUCGAUAACGUCGAAGUCAUCAAUCAGGACGUGUUCAAGUGGCAAGGAGGGAGCACUGAGCCUUGCUAUGUUGUUGCGUGCGAGGUGUUUGACAACUUUUCACACGACAUGAUUCGGUACGAUAUGGGCACGCUCGAACCCAUGCAGGCUAGCGUGGCCAUUGACUCGCGCGGCGACUUUAGCGUCUACUACGAGCCUCUGCACGAUCCACUCCUCAGGCGCGUCCUCGCAUACCGCCGCCUCCUGCCGCCCAGUCCCUCAACCCAGCCGCCGCUCAGCAAGCCCCUCCUCGCCUCGUCAACAUUGCGCAAGGUCUACUCGCAGAUCCCGUUCGCUCCCAACCUCUCCCCGCCAGAGUUUGUUCCGACCAAGGCGGUCGCUUUCCUCGAGCGCCUGCGCGACCAGCUUCCCAACCACCGCCUUCUCGUCGCCGACUUUGACACGCUUCCAGACGCCGUCGCUGGCCGUAAUGGGCCCGUAGUACAGACGCGCUACGGAGGUACGAUGGUGCCGUGCGAGACGUUCCUCGUCAAGCAGGGAUACUUUGACAUUUUCUUCCCGACCGACUUUGAACUGCUACGUGACACGUACUCGCUCAUCAUGAACUCUCCGUCGCGCCGCGCAACCGACGGCAGCGGCAAGGGGCGCGGCAAGCUGUCAAACGACUUCUUCACGGGCGUCCGCGGGUUCCGGCGCCGCGCAAUCAACGUGUACUCGCAGGGCGAGUUUGUGAUGAAGUACGGGGGACGCGAGGCGAUCAAGGCCACGACGACGCGUGACGGCAUGAGCGUCAUGCUCAGCAUGUACCACAACACCAAGGUCCUCUUUUAG
Cutaneotrichosporon cavernicola is the source of this 1554-nucleotide messenger RNA. RefSeq lists its product as uncharacterized. Gene Ontology annotation, cellular component: mitochondrion. Gene Ontology annotation, molecular function: protein-arginine omega-N symmetric methyltransferase activity. NCBI's taxonomy places the organism in Eukaryota, Fungi, Basidiomycota, Tremellomycetes, Trichosporonales, Trichosporonaceae. The coding region runs from base 1 to 1554 and encodes 517 amino acids. The record is from RefSeq and is a predicted model, not a curated record. The transcript has 3 exons.